AUGGUUCGAAUCGAAGACCCUAUAGCUUGGGAUCUUUGGUUCGAAUUGAGGUUGUGCACCCAUUGAUGGGACGUGGGACAGGCCGGCUUUAAGGCGUCCGCCGGGCGGGGUUUCCAUGGAGACGGGAAGCGCUCGGCGGGAGAGGCGCUGACUGACUGACUGAGGGACACGGACGAGGGAGGAAGGCCGCGGCCACCGCCACCGCCACAACGCGGCCAUCGCGCCGCCGGGAACCGAGCCUGAGCGGCCCGGACCGAUCCCAGGCCCCGGGGGCGGAGCCUGGCGACGAUCCCAACUUUCCCUCCCUCCCCCCUCCCUCACAACUCAACACCAUCACCUCCUCCUCCUCCUCCUCCUCCUUCUCCCCGGAGUCGAGCGCACACGGAGAUUGCCGAGCGGCGGCGGAGACGGCGACGGCGGUGGCGGGGCGGCCUACUCACUCAGCCACACCGAGUAGCCGAGCCGGAGCGCCAGGCCGCGGGAGCUCUUCCCUCCUCGCACCGCCCAGGGCACGCAGCGAGAUGGCAGCCAACAUGUACCGGGUCGGAGAUUACGUCUACUUUGAGAAUUCAUCAAGCAAUCCUUUCUUAAUCCGAAGAAUCGAGGAACUUAAUAAGACUGCGAAUGGCAAUGUUGAAGCAAAAGUGGUUUGUUUCUACAGAAGACGAGAUAUACCAAGCACCCUUAUUGGACUUGCAGACAAACAUGCAAGUCAAGAAUUGGAUAAUUGUGAUCCGACACUAUCAGCUGAAGUCCCUGAUGUUCCACAAGAAACGCUGCCUAAAGUCGAAGAGCUGGAGGAGGAAAUGGAAACGGAAACAGAAACAGACACGGACAACCCACAGCAUUUGACGGAAAAGCAGCAACACCAGUUGAAACAUCGAGAGCUGUUUCUAUCACGGCAACUUGAGUCUUUACCAGCAACGCACAUAAGAGGUAAAUGCAGUGUGACUCUGCUAAAUGAAACUGAAGCAGUCUUUUCAUAUCUGGAGAAAGAGGAUUCCUUUUUUUAUUGCCUAGUUUAUGAUCCACAACAGAAAACUCUGCUUGCAGAUAAAGGUGAGAUCCGUGUUGGUCCCAGGUACCAAGCGGAUAUCCCUGAUCUGCUCAAAGAAGAUGAAGAAGAUGAAAGAGACCAUUUAAAACUUGAAGUAAAAAUCUGGGACCCAGACAGUCCGCUGACUGACCGACAGAUAGACCAGUUUUUAGUCCUCGCACGAUCUGUUGGGACGUUUGCUCGGGCCUUAGACUGCAGUAGCUCUAUACGACAACCAAGUUUACACAUGAGUGCCGCUGCUGCCUCCAGAGAUAUCACGUUGUUUCACUCCAUGGAUACAUUACAUAAAAAUAACUAUGAUGUGUCAAAGGCAAUUUCGGCCUUGGUACCUCAGGGAGGGCCCGUGCUUUGUCGGGAUGAAAUGGAAGAGUGGUCGGCCUCUGAAGCAAACCUGUUUGAGGAAGCUCUGGAAAAAUAUGGCAAGGAUUUUAGUGACAUUCGACAAGACUUUCUUCCAUGGAAAUCGCUAACCAGUAUAAUCGAGUACUAUUAUAUGUGGAAGACAACAGAUAGAUACGUACAGCAGAAACGUUUGAAAGCAGCUGAAGCAGAGAGUCGAUUAAAACAGGUGUACAUCCCCAACUACAACAAACCAAACCCCAACCAGAUCAAUGUGAAUAACACAGUCAGCAAGCCAGGGAUGGUGAAUGGAGCAGGGUUCCAAGGGCAGAAUGGUGGAGCUGGCAGGGCCUGUGAGAGCUGCUACACAACUCAGUCAUACCAGUGGUACUCCUGGGGCCCUCCUAAUAUGCAAUGCAGACUUUGUGCAACUUGUUGGAAUUACUGGAAGAAGUACGGUGGCCUGAAGAUGCCAACAAGGCUCGAGGGCGAGAGACCCGGGCCUACCCGUAAUAGCGCAAAUCCACAUGGCUACUGGGUGAAGAAUGCCAACCCCAAGUUUACACUGAAGACUAGGCAGGCUUUCUGUCUUCAGACAACGAGAUUAACCAAAAUAGCCCGGUAUUACUGUCGAAACCUGUUCCACCCACGGCAGGCAGCACGACGUCCCUUUUUGCCAAUCAACAGUGCAGCUAUCAAAGCCGAAUGCACUGCCAGGCUGCCAGAAAUCGGAGAGAAAUCGGUUAAACUCAAACCCAUCAUCAGGAAGUCCCUGGAAACUAUAGUGAAAUACUUGGAACUUCACCCACCUGUUAAGACGGCCCCUAGUCUUGCCAUGCAUGCAGGCAGUGUGACCCCUGCGAAGAUGCCCCCUAUCCUGAACCAUGGCUCGCCAACAAUUCUGGGCAAGCGUAGCUAUGAGCAACACAACGGCAUUGAUGGCACGAUGAAGAAACGUCUAUUGAUGCCGUUUAGGGGUAAGACUAUUGCGCAGUCGUGCUUACGGCUACACACUCAUCCUAAUCAUGGACAAGUUAGACAAAUGACUGCCAUUAACCGAGGUUACAUGAUUAAUGGGAAGCCAUACUCAAGAAACCCUAAAGUGCUGAAGCCAGGCUCCCUUCCGCCAAUGAAGGGGAGGAGAAUGAACUGGAUCGAUGCACCUGAUGAUGUGCUUUUCAUAGCAACAGACGAGACUCGGAAGGUGCGUAAGAUGCUGGGUCCGGUGGACAUGAAGAGAGCAGCACGCCAGCCCUACAGGCAGAUUCUGAUCCGACAAGGACGUGCGUCGCAGCAGCCGAGGCAACCCAUGAAUGAAGAACCCAUUGUCAUUGAGGAUUAAUGCCAAGUGCAGUUUUAAAUAAAGCAAGAGACUGUAGUCCCUGUUAUACUUGAACCUUCAGAACGCAUGAAGUAGAGCUUCUGAACUAGACUCCGAAUCAAGUGCUUGUCAGCCUCGCGUUUAAGAUCAAAUUGAAGGAUUAUUAUUUGUUAGAUUCCCAGUGUCCGUGCAGAAUGGAUGAUGGCAGCGGAUGAACAGUGGCUACAAUUCCAGGCAGCUCAAACAGCCUCUUCCACAUUCACCAUUGCCCUCGAGAAUCAAGAGCUGCCAGGUGAUGUUACUUGCAAACCUGAAUGGCCUGCGGUUCCCUUGGUUCUUCUGAACUAGCCUCUGCUCCAGUUUGUGCUGAAGGGGGGGGGGGGGGGGGAGGGGGGACAGAACAGUGUGGUUGUCUUUGGUUUGGCAAAAGGUUUUUUUUAAGAAAAAAAAAAGAAAAGAAAAAAAAAAGUAAGAAUUCCUUUUAUUUUGAGAAUUGUCUGUAAUAGUUUAAGGAGGUGCCGUUUAUCCUCGGUUUAAGAAGCAAGUUUUGUUUUUAUGGACGGGUUGCGUGCAGUUAAUGCAGUGCAUUGUUUUUGCAUGUUACACUGUAUAUUGUAUCCUUGAUCCCAUUUAAAAUGGUGCAGUUUUCCAAUGGAGCAGAAGAGGAAAAAAAAACUUUCUUAAAGACUUUUUUUCAUGUAAUGACCUUGAAUCUUUUCAUCACUUGAGAUUCGUUAUUGCAAGUUUCACAGUGAAUAAUUAUGUACAAAAUAUUUUUCCAUGUUUCUGACUUGGGUUGUGUUUGAAGCACCCAGAUUUUCACAGUGAGAUAUAUUACUACGACAAGGUUCAAUAGUUUAGUGUGCUGAUAUGUACAUACACUGCAAAUGUAGUUGGUAAGUUAGUGUUAUUCAGUCAUUCCAUAGGAUUCAGGGGAGGGACAGGGAGUGUAAAGUUUUACUGAUUCUCUUUGUUACAGCGUAAGGUAGUACAGCAUCUGCUGGAGCAACAUGGGACAGUGCCCAGCGCAGAGCAUUCAAAUGAAGGUCAUCCUUAGCCGUUCACAAAUAAAGCAUCAACUGAAAUACUA
Molecule: messenger RNA, 3807 nt
Organism: Amblyraja radiata (thorny skate)
Lineage: Eukaryota; Metazoa; Chordata; Chondrichthyes; Rajiformes; Rajidae
Product: metastasis-associated protein MTA1-like
Exons: 21
Coding region: 522-2738 (738 amino acids)
Biological process (GO): double-strand break repair; negative regulation of transcription by RNA polymerase II; response to ionizing radiation
Cellular component (GO): NuRD complex; nucleoplasm
Molecular function (GO): sequence-specific DNA binding; transcription coactivator activity; chromatin binding
Source: RefSeq, a predicted model, not a curated record